AAUCUCAAAAUUGUUUCUGUACAGUUUUGUAUUGACUGAAAUCAAGAUUACAACACAUAUCAGUUAAUCAAUAUGCGCUUAUUCAUCGACAAUUAUGAAGUCCGAAAAUGAUCCUAAAGCAAGCUCUUUUCUAUGUACUGAAAUUUCUGCUUUCUAAUAGUUGAUGCAUCCAAGUAAAUUGUUCGAUGACUCCAUAUAUCCUUCAGGUGUAUCAGUAAUAAUUAUAAAGAUAAGUCAGUGUAUCCGCAAGUAAAUAGAUUAGAAAUCAACUAUUAAAAAAAACUACUUAGAAUGAGAGGGUACUGAUGACUGAGUUUAUGCUCAGUUUGCAAUCAAGAUUUUAUUAACCAAUUUGUACCGGAAUUUAUAUCUCACGCACACACAAAUAUAUUGAAUAUACUACUAUUCAAAUGAAUUUUCCUGUUGAUCAUUUCUUUAUCUUAAUAAAUGCAUUUGUACAUUUAAUUGUAAACAUACAGUUGGUUUGGCUGAAUCCACAUGUAACUGAAGAAACAAUAAUAAAUAUACCGAAAGUAUAUUUCAUUCAUCCUGGUUCAUCUGUUUCCGGGAGUCAAUUAAUCAAGAAUCAAUUUCAAUCAUAUAAUGGUUCAUAUUUUCAGAAACCACAUAAUUACAAAGUCAAAAAGCACAAAAUGAAUAUUAAUACUACUAAUAAUCAUAAUAGUAGAUUUUCUAAUGUAACUCAAACAAAUUCAAAAUCGACGCACAAAAAGAUUUUUAAAGAUCAUAACAUAUCAAAGAACACAUUGUUCGUUGAAAGGUUACAUGAAAAAAUAAACUAUUUUAUACCAAAGUCACUAAAAUUUGAGCCAGAGAAAGAUUUGGCCAUAUUAUAUCCAGAAAGCAAUUGGCUUGACCCAUGCAAAGCCACUGCAUACUAUGGGGAUAUAGCGUUGGAUGAACACGAAUCUCAGAUGAUGUUGUCAAAAGGCAUGGCAUUAUCUGAUGAUCCAUUACAAAUAUGGGAUUUGGAAGAUAAUAAGGAAACGAACAAUCGGAGAAAUAAAUAUUCUAACAUCCCUAAUUCAAAACCAUUGGAUGAUAUUAAAAGCGAAAUGAGCACUCAUUUAGGUGGUAACUCACGUCAUUUGAAACAAAAGCAUAUUCAAAAUUACAAAGAUAGAAGUCUUCCAAACAAACUCAAAAAAUUAACAAGUAAACGAAGAGAACAAUCGAAAAAGUUUGGUCGAAACUGGCAGAGAAGAAAGAAUGAAUUACUUAGACGUCGAAGAUAUCGCCAACUUAAGGCCAAAACACAAGCAUUUAUUCAGUUAAAUAAAUUAUAUCAACAGAAAGCUGACAUAUUAAUGUUUACUCCUGAACAAAGAAAAAAGAAAGAGUUUUCUCAAGGUAAAAGAAGGUCUAAAAGGGCAGCUACAGCUUAUGUUUCAAGAACAUGGACAAACGGAGUUAUUCCAUACAUAAUACAAGCAAAUUUUUCAAGUGAAACUAAAGCUACGAUUAUGAAAGCUAUGCGACAUUGGGAAAAUUAUACCUGUCUUAGUUUUGUUGAAAGGCAACCACAUCACAGAUCCUACAUAAUCUUUACUGAAAAGGCAUGUGGGUGUUGUUCAUACGUGGGACGACGUAGCGAAGAUGAACCACAAGCCAUAUCAAUCGGAAAAAAUUGUGACAAGAAAGGGAUAGUAAUUCAUGAACUUGGUCAUGUGAUUGGAUUUUGGCAUGAACACACUAGACCUGAUCGAGAUGAACAUGUAGAUAUUCUACUCGAUAAUGUUGUUGAAGGACAAGAUUUUAAUUUUAAAAAAAUGGAUCCAGGUGAAGUGAACUCUCUUGGUGAACCAUAUGACUAUAGUUCUAUUAUGCAUUACGCUAAAGGAACAUUUGCUAAAGCGAAUAAAGAUGAAACAAUUAGACCAAAAGCUUGCUGUCCACGACCACCUAUUGGUCAACGUAUUCAGUUAAGUCCUGGUGAUAUUCGACAAACGAAUAAACUUUAUUUAUGUCCAGCAUGUGGUCGUACACUUCUAGAACCAGUAGGAAGUUUGUCUUCACCACAAAUGGCAUGGAAAUUAGAAGAUCGUUUCGGUGGUAAUGCCAACUCUUCAUUAUUUCCCGAUCCGAUAGGUUUAGAGCAGUCGAUUCAACUAGGAAAUGCUAUAUCAGUUGAUCAUCUUUUACCUGAUGAUAACGAGAAUAUGUAUCAUCCUUAUCGAUCAUUAACAAAUGGUAAUACAAUUGAUGGUGGUGAAGAUCAUAGUUUAAUCGGUAUGGUCAAUGAUAAUAAUUAUCAGUUAAAAACAAUUCCGUAUAAUCCAUUCAAAGGAUCAUUCAAUAAUGAAGAAGUUCCAUUGAUAGCAAUGAGUCGUUUAUCUAAGUUAUCAAAAACAAGUUCAUCAUCUACUUUAGGUUUCACAUCAGCUAGUCCUAUACUUUGUCAAUGGAGAAUAAAUGCUGCAUCAGGUGAACGGAUACGUUUAAAUUUUACACACAUGGAUAUAUCUGGACCGAUAACACAGGAUUCUAUACAUACACCAAAUAAUUUAAAUAAUUUACAUAAAGCAUAUGAAUUAAAUCAAAAAAGUAUCAAUCGUAUCUCAUGUAUUAAUGAUUAUGUAGAAAUAAGAGAUGGAUAUUAUUCUGGUUCACCAUUAAUUGGUCGUUACUGUGGUCAAAAUUUACCUCCACAGUUAAUUUCAACUGGAUCACGUCUUUGGUUAGAAUAUAGAAGAUCUGCUGGGAGUAUGACUACAGGUUUUAUCGCUGAUUAUGAAGCUAUAUGUGGUGGAGAAUUACAAAUGGAAGAAGGGACACUAACAAGUCCAAAUUACCCUGAAUUUUAUCGACCAAGUAAAGAGUGUGUUUGGCAAAUUAUUGUUCCCGUUGGUUAUUCUGUUGCAUUGAUAUUUCAUUCAUUUCAGCUAGAAAAACAUGAUACCUGUGUAUACGAUUACCUAGAGGUACGUGAUGGUUUAAAAGAUACAUCCCCACUGCUGAAAAAACUAUGUGGAUCACAUCUACCCACUCCAAUUAAAUCGACCAAUAAUGUGAUGUAUGUAAAAUUUGUAUCAGAUAGCUCAGUAGAAAAACAAGGAUUUACGGCCACAUUUCAGAAAGAAUUUGAUGAGUGCAAAACUAUGAAACAUGGUUGUUCACAUACUUGUGUCAAUACACUUGGAGGUUAUCGAUGUCAAUGUGAGAUUGGUUAUGAACUACAUGCAGAUGGGAAACGUUGUGAAGAUGCAUGUGGAGGGGUAAUCAAUGAGUCGAAUGGUACUAUUCAAACGCCUUUGUUUCCUGAUUUAUAUCCACCUAAGAAAAAUUGUAUCUGGAAAAUUUUGGCACCACCUAAAACGACAAUUUUUCUUAAUUUUACACAUUUUAAUUUAGAAGGUCAUAAUCGAGCAUGUCGAUAUGAUUUUAUCAAUGUUUACAAUGGUUCAACAGAUAAUCAACAGAAAAUUGGCACAUUUUGUGGUGAUCAAAUACCAGAGCCUAUUACAUCCCAUACAAAUGAACUCAGUAUUGAAUUUUAUUCAGAUACAUCUGUACAGCGUACUGGUUUUAGAGCUGUAUUCUUUACUGAUCGAGAUGAAUGUGCUGAUAAUAACGGAGGUUGUCAACAUUUAUGUCGAAAUACAAUAGGAUCAUACCAUUGCGCUUGUCGACCGGGUUUUAAUCUUUACGGCAGAUAUGAAUGCAAAGAGAACAUUAAAACUGGAUGUCAGCAAGAUAUAUCUUCACCCGAUGGGGAGAUUAUCACUCCAAAUUGGCCAAAUGAAUAUCCCGUGAAGCAAAAUUGUCAUUGGAAAAUCACUGUAACACCUGGUCAUCGAGUGAAAGUUAUAUUUGCCGAUUUUGAACUUGAGUCACAUCAACAAUGUACAUAUGAUCAAGUUAUAGCUUAUGAUGGACCAACAAAUAGUUCCGCUUUUCUUGGUCAAUACUGUGGUAGUAGAAAACCUGGCCCAAUUAUUUCUUCACAGAAUCAGUUGUUGCUUACAUUUAAUUCUGAUUCAUCUGUUCAACGUAAAGGAUUUCGAGCUCAACAUACUACAAUUUGUGGUGGUCAUCUAACUGCUGACAGUGUUCCGCAAACAAUUUAUUCACAUGCUAAGUUUGGUGAUCUCGAUUACGAAUCAAAUCAACAGUGUUACUGGACAAUUACACCAAAAUUAGAUAAUCAUACUGUUCUACUGAGAUUUCUUUAUUUUGAAGUAGAAGAAGAAACACUAUGCACGUACGACUAUCUUCGAAUUUUCGAUGGAGGUGAUCCUAAAGGAAAACUUCUAGGUGGUUUUUGUGGGAGAACUCCGACAUUUUCCAUAUAGCAUCUAGUAUAUUCAAUACCAACGUUUAAAUGGCCUGAAUAUCUAUUCAAUGAAUUGACGAUCCUGAAUAGAUUUGCAGAUAAAAUUACUGCGUAGUUAAAGCAAUAAAGUAUUUUGUAGAUACCAUAUUUCAAUAGAUCUACUUCAAGAAAUUUUGUCAAGUAUUUAAAUGUUUCUGCAUUUGCGGAAAACACUAACCAUACAAAACACCUGUUCAAUAUUCCAAUUUUGUUUGUUAUGCUGGUUAUUAUCUAUCAUAUGCAAAUAAAUGAAACUACUAGUCUUUUCUUCAUAUUAUUUUCUUCUUGUCAAAGUUACCGAAUACAUUUUUGUCAAAUUCUGGACAACUGUAUCUUCAGUUUGUUAGCGAUGAUACAAUUGGUGGUAAAGGUUUUCAAGCACAAUAUCAAAUGAUUCCAUAUGAUUUUAAAUUACCGAAGCAUGAAAUCGAUUCACAAGUGUUAAUCAAUCAAAUACCAUCUCAUUCAUCUUCCUCUUCUUCUUCAUCUUCCUCAUCAUCAUCUCCAUCAUCAGUUUAUUAUGGUAAAAACGAAAUGUUACAGCAAUAUCAACCAUUUCAUGGUAAUCGUUAUUUAUUUCCACCAGCAUGGGGCACCGGAAGGAUUCGUUAUUUUGGUGAUAUGCGUAGUUCUGAAAUGACUGAAAAUUAUCAAUCUACUCGACCUUUUAAUUAUAAUCCGUCAUAUCAACAUGUAAAACACUCAUCAACUAUACAACAGACAAAUCCUAUGAUCUACUCACAAAAUAAUAUUUAUCAACGUCGCGAUGGAAGACUUCCUGUUAAUCGAGAUAAUUCCCAAUUACCUUGGCGAUUUGCUUAUACCUAUCCACAAGCUAAAAGUUCAUCAACUAUAACUGCUACUAAUAAUCUUUUCAGAUCCAGUCCGUCAUACACAACAUAUAAUUCCCGUUCAUCUAAGCAAACUUCAAGUCAAAGUAAAUCACCAGCAGAAUUUCUACAUACAACUAUGCGACCAGUUUCUCCUUUACUAUCGCAAAAUGCAAUAAAUUCAAGAAAUCCACGUAUAAGUAGUACAUGGCAUGUACGACCUGGUCGUAUUGUACACCAACCUCAAUUAAAUAUCAUUAACAGAAUAAUUCAACCAAAUUCAAAAAAUUACCAAUCUUCACCACGUGAUAUUCUUCGACAAGUAAAAUCACAUUCGUAUCAACGGAAGCAAACAGAACAAAAUCCCAAAAGUCCUAUGCGUUUUCAUAUAGUCACUCAAAGGAAUCGAAGCCCACCAUUGUUUUCCGGUGGUAGCCAAUGGAAACAGAGAAGUAUGCCUUUGAAUAGUAGAUCACGUUGGGAUGAUAAUAGAGCUAUUAAAGCAUUUUAAUUAUUAAAUAUAAAUUAUAGUAUUGCUUCAUUUUCUUCUACAAAUGCCUCAAUUUUUUUUUCUGGUUUUGUUUUAACUUUAUCUAAAUUCAUAGACGGAACUGAUUGUAAUGAAAAUUAAAAUAAGUUUAUUUUUGCAUAAAAAGAAUUUUAUUUGUGAGACAAUUAAAUCUUUAAGGUUUUGUUUAAAUGAAACGAAAUAAGCUAACUGUUCAAUAGAUAAACGACGUUUAAUAUUUCAAGAAUAGCUGGAAUUACAAUCUUAUAAUAACUAAAUUAGUUAUUAAUUUUAAAUGAAAACAAUAAUCUAUUCCCUACUGCAUUUUGUAUAAUAAUUAAAAAGUCUAUCACUACUGUUAAAUUAGGUAAUGUUUAUUCGAUUAUGUUAACAUACAAUUAGAAACAUGACAAAUAUAUUUGGUGUGGAUAUGGAUUGCAUUUUAUUAUUAUUCUAUUACUCAUUUAUUGUAAUUUAUUCACUCCAUAUUUCCAUGUUUCCAUUUGUUUCUCGAUUGUUCUUUUUUUUGCAUAAAAAAUAAGUAAAGUAAAUAAAGAUGAACACACAAUUUAAAACAAACGAAUAACCUUUGUAUGUAAUUUUAAGAUUCGUAUACGAAAUCAUUUGAAAUUUAAACUUCUUGAAUAAAUAUUGUGAUGUAAUU
Molecule: messenger RNA, 6335 nt
Organism: Schistosoma intercalatum
Lineage: Eukaryota; Metazoa; Platyhelminthes; Trematoda; Strigeidida; Schistosomatidae
Source: the annotation of a GenBank genome assembly